AUGUCGUUUCUUCAAAUCUCUCUUGUUUUUCUUCUUGGAUUCAUCCUUCCUUCGGCCUUGGCAAUUACUGGGAAAACGCCAGAAGCUUCAUCAACAGCACUCAAGAUGCAUCAACUCUACCUCAAUCAACCGCCUCAUGACUCUUCGCUCUAUGAAACCCUACAAGUUUCUCCCAAUGCAACAACUGCCCAAAUUGCUCAAUCGUAUCGGCGACUAUCAAGGAAAUAUCACCCCGAUAAGCAAGUGAAAUCAUCUUCCACAAAUGAAGAUGCUGCUCAGGGAUUGAAGCAGGUGCGACAGGCCUAUGAAAUCCUCAAAGACGACUCUACAAGGUUGCCAUAUCAUCGAUAUGGAUUCACUGAUCCAAAAGUAGCCCUACUCUUGCUCAUUGGACCCGCUUCGCAACAAUCACAGCUGGAGUUGCAGGACCACCAAUCAUCAAUGCAUUCCUUGUUAGAACUGACAGGUUUGGACUUUCCGUCUUCCUCAUUGCCCAUGGCCAGUUCUUCUCCAGGCUCUGCAAUUGAACAAAGAAAAAAGCUGCAUGAAUGGAGAGUCCGAACAAUGGCUUCACGGUUGGUCGAGCAAUUGCGACCAUGGGUUGAAGAGACGGUAGAACCUGGAAUUCUCGCGCAUGUAAUCUCUCAGGCUUGCGACGAAUGGAAGGUCUUGCCAUUGGGUGCGCAGAUAGUGCGAUGUGUUGGCAGAGCCUACCGUCACGCCGGUCAAGACUACUUGCAACAACAAAAGAAAGGAAAGCUCUCAGGAGGACAAUUGGAACCAUACCUUUUUGGCUCAUUAGGGAGCAAAGGUAGCCGUUCACAGGAAAAGAUAUUGCCAGUAUCAAAAGUACCAGUCGGUCUACGACAACAGUGGCGGAAGGCAAAAGGUUUCUGGUCGGCAGCAUGGGCCACUGGGCGUGCUUCUGUAACGGAACAAGUAUGGACUGUACAGGAAAAGCAAAGGCGGAAGAAGCGAAAUACCAAAAGCAACGUCCAUUCACUUGAAUACACUUCUCUGGGAGAUGGGGCUAACUUUUUGGACCCUGACUUCCUCGUUGAAAGCGAAAACGAUGCGGACUUGGCAGAUGAACAAGACAUGAAGGAGGCCCAACGACUGAAAGCGCAACAAACGCUAUUACAGUCUCUACAAGUAGAGGCACUAUGGAAAGUUACAAAGAUAGAUCUGGACCGAGCCGUACAAGAAGCAUGCAACUUGAUCCUAGAAGGACAUCAUAGCUUCUUUCCAUCCUACCAGGCUCCGUUGUCAUCACAUCCCUUUGGAUAUGACGAUCGACCAAGUCCCGAUGGAUGGAUAUCACCUUCAUCUGGAAAGGCUAUUAAUGCAGAAGAAGCGAAAAUACGAGCUGCCCAUGCUAUGCGCUAUAUUGGGAACAUUAUGGUUCAGCGAAGCAAGGAAGGGACAUCCUGGAAGGCGUAG
Messenger RNA from Cylindrotheca closterium, 1440 nucleotides. Lineage: Eukaryota; Bacillariophyta; Bacillariophyceae; Bacillariales; Bacillariaceae. The record is from the annotation of a GenBank genome assembly.